UGCCACGCGUCGCGCAGCUGCUUCCGGCGCGAUGGACGACGACGCGUUCGCGGGAGACCUGGGCCUCGCCGAGCGGCGCGCCGAGCCCGAGCGGACGCCGCCACGGCCCGGAGAAAGCCCGCCAGUGGCCUGCCUGGACGCCACCAGCACGCACGAAGACGAGGUGAGCUCCCUGCAGAGCGAAUUGGACAUCUGCCGGCGGCUGCUCAACGCCAAGUACCUGGCGGCGCACAUCCUGCUUAAGCAGGUAGGGGCCGGGCUGCCCGCUCACUCGGACGCUCAGACACUCGUUGCUGUGCAGCAGCUGGUGCGGGUCAGCGAGGAGAAGGAGGAAGGCACGCGCCGCAGCCACCGCCAGUGUGCAGAGCUGCUCAAGGAGCUGAACGGUCUGCAGUAUGAGCUGCAGUGCAUGGAGGAACACCUGCGCCGAAGCCAGCAGACUUGGCUCGACCGACUCAACAGCCUCGUGCGCGAGAACAGCGACAACCUCGAAAGGCUCAGGGCACAGGGGGAAGCCCUCGGGAGGCUCACCUAUACAGCACAAGUGCUCCGCCGCGAGCGCGACGAGCUGCUGGCGCUGACCGACGUCAAGGAGCGCGACGUGUACCUGCAGCCCUCGGCGAGCGCCCGGUCGCCGCUCGAGCUGGCCGCGCUGGGCGCGUGCGCGUGCCGCGGGCCCCGCCAGGAACCGUGCCGCUGCGCCCACGCGGCGGCGCACAAGCAGCGCCAGCUGGCGCAGCUCGCCGAGCGCGCCCGGCGGGCCGAGGCCGAGGCGCGCGACAGCGCCAAGACGGCGGACAUCUACCGCGAGGCGUUCGAGGUGCAGCUGGCCCGGAACCGCACGCUGACGCGCCGCCUCGCCCAGGUGCAGUCGCGCAGGGACCUUCUGGGAACGCUGCUCGCCAAGAAGCCCGACAGGAGCCUCGUCGACGACCUCGUGGAAAGCCCAGAGUGCGGGAAGCCUCGAGCUCGCUUCUUCCCGGCGCCGCCCCGGCUUCGAGGGCCGCCGGGGACCUUCUCCAUCGGCGUUGCCGCCGCUGGGAGACGACUCUCAAAAGUUCAGAGUUGGCAGACCGCAGCUCUGGGCCAUCCGGCAAGCCGAAGGUGCCGCUCGAGUUCAAGGACUUCGAGCCGCCACCUGACAAAAACUGCCGGACCAUUCUCUAUUAAAGUUUCUUCUUCAUCCUUCGUAGGAUUGCUGUUGCAUAUAUUGCCCGAUGAGGAAUGAAAACCCACCACUUUAAGGUGCCAUGAAAGAGUAGCUGCUGCUUCAAUCUUCAAGAGGUCUGCCAAAUACAGCUAUGCAUUUGCACUGAGAAAAUGUUACUUAGCUCUUUCAGAUUGUUCAAAUAAAGUGGUUUAUCAACAGAA
Messenger RNA from Dermacentor andersoni, 1371 nucleotides. Lineage: Eukaryota; Metazoa; Arthropoda; Arachnida; Ixodida; Ixodidae. The record is from RefSeq and is a predicted model, not a curated record.